Molecule: messenger RNA, 4375 nt
Organism: Hippocampus zosterae (dwarf seahorse)
Lineage: Eukaryota; Metazoa; Chordata; Actinopteri; Syngnathiformes; Syngnathidae
Gene: eps15
Product: epidermal growth factor receptor pathway substrate 15
Exons: 25
Coding region: 85-3315 (1076 amino acids)
Biological process (GO): endocytosis; endosomal transport
Cellular component (GO): cytoplasm; clathrin coat of coated pit; plasma membrane
Molecular function (GO): cadherin binding; calcium ion binding
Source: RefSeq, a predicted model, not a curated record
CCAGGAUUUCGAACGGCCCGCGUGUAAGCGAGCCUGAGAGGGCAGCAGCGCUGCGUGAAGGCAGCAGUGGGAAGCAGAAAGACGAUGGCCGCCUCUCUGACUCUAACCCAGCUCUCCAGUGGAAAUCCCAUUUACGACAAAUACUAUCGGCAGGUGGAUCCCAGAGGCAGCGGGAGAGUGGCAGCAGCUGACGCAGCUCUGUUCCUGAAGCGGUCGGGCCUGGCAGAUGUGGUUCUGGGCAAGAUUUGGGAUCUGUCUGACUCGGAACGGAAGGGUUCUCUCAACAAACAGCAAUUUUUCAUCGCGCUACGCCUGGUGGCUUGUGCUCAAAAUGGCCUGGAGGUGGCACUCAAGAGCCUUAAUGUGGCUGUUCCACCCCCCAAAUUUCAGGACACAAGCAGCCCGCUGUUAGCCGGGGCCUUAACCACUGAUCUUGCUUGGGUCGUCAAGCCUGAAGAGAAAUUGAAGUUUGACUCCAUCUUUGACAGCCUUGGUCCGGUCGGAGGGAUGCUGACAGGAGACAAAGUCAAGCCUGUCCUGCUCAACUCCAAACUGCCAGUCGACAUUUUGGGCCGGGUGUGGGAGCUCAGUGACAUCGACAGAGACGGCAUGUUGGACAAAGAGGAAUUCUUUGUGGCCAUGUAUCUGGUGUACAGAGCCCUGGAAGGAGAAACUGUUCCCAUGUCUCUCCCGCCUCCCCUGGUUCCACCCUCCAAAAGAAAAAAACCCUCGGUGCCUCCCGUGAUGCCCUUGUUACCCUCGCCCCCCUCCAUCAAAGACAGUCGCGCCUCCCAUGCUGGCUCUAAGGCCAUGCCCCACCCCCCUAAACCCACCCCAGCUCCUGCCCCGACGCCAGCAGCCGCCCCUUGGGUGGUGUCGCCGGCGGACAAAGCCAAAUAUGACGAACUCUUCAGCAAGACAGACGGAGACAUGGAUGGCCUGGUGUCUGGAGCCGAAGUCAGAGAUAUUUUUCUCAAAACGGGGCUGCCUUCUGCUACCCUGGCACGUAUCUGGGAGCUUUGUGACAUUGGCGAUAUUGGAAAACUGACUCGAGAGCAGUUCGCCCUGGCAUUACAUCUGAUCAAUCAGAAGUUGACAAGGGGUCUAGAGCCUCCGCAGAGCCUUUCCCCGGAGAUGAUCCCUCCCUCUGACAGACUUAACAUCAAACAGAACAAUUUGGCCAACCUGGCAGCUGACUUCUCUGCCAUCAAGGAGCUGGACUCUCUCAGCAACGAAAUUGUCGAACUACAAAGGGAGAAAGCCACGGUGGAAGACGAGAUCAAGGAGAAAGAGGCAGCCAUCAGUGAGCGCAGCAACGAGGUCCAGGACUUGCAGGGUGAGGUGGCAAGAGAAAGUGAGGCGCUACAGAAGCUUCAGACUCAGCGUCAGAAGGUCCAGGAGGCUUUGGAGGAGCUGGACCAACAGAAAGGCUCACUGGAGGAGCAGCUGGCCCACAUUCGCCAGCAGACCAGCCAAGAGAGCCAACUGAUAACAUCGCUGCAGUCAGAGCACGAGGAGCAGGAGCAAAGGAUAUGUCAGUACGAGGAGGACCUGGUCCAGGCUCGAGAGGAGCUUCUAGCUCUGCAGGAGGAGAGCAGGAAACUGCAGGACAAAGUGCAAGCCGCACAGGAGCAACUCACACCUCUGCAGGAGUCUGUGCGCGACUCCUUCACACAAGUUGCUCAUGUCCAACACAGAAUGAAUGACCUUCAGGUGGAGGAGAGGUCGAUGGCAGCCCAGCUAAGCUGGAAGAGAGCUUUGGAAGACGACUCUCCUGUCAUGGUCAACGGGUCGACAGGGCCCACGCCAGAGCUCUACCACAGGGACCCCUUCCAGGAGGACCAAGCUAAAGAGCAAGCGGAAGAUGAACCAGCUGCUCCCUCACACCUCCAAAAAGAACUCUCAGAGAAAGGAUUGAAGGAGGAGAAGGAAGAAGAGCGCCCCGAGACUCCAGAAGAGGAAAAACCGAAGCCUGAUGCUUUGGAUGACCUCUAUACUAUCUUGGCCUCCUCUGACAAGUACACAAUUAUGUCGACGCGUCCCAAGCCACAGGAGAAAACUGUGAAUGAACACAAUAACUCUUCACCUGAUGUGUCCUCGGAAGCCCAAGAUGAUGCUGUGGCGUCACCUAAAACAACCCCACCUAAGGUGUCAUCACCAGACCCGGAGGUUAAACAGGAAGCUGCAGCCUCAUCAGAAGUCAUUCCAUCCUUAUUACCAGCUCAAGCGCUUCCUACACGCGCUACGCCGGCCCAAACCAGCCAGCCAUCUCUGCCCGAGAUGGAUUUCUUCCACGCAGAUCCAUUUACAGAACAUGAUCCAUUUAAAGAUGACCUCUUUGGAAAAGUGGACACUGCUGAUCCAUUUGGGGGAGAUCCUUUCAUAGGGUCAGACCCUUUUGCGACGGACAAUUUCUUCACGCAAACCGCCAGCAGCCAUCUUUCCUCAGACGACCCUUUUUGUGGCUCCACGGACCCAUUUGGGAACACCGCUGAUGCGCCAGAGCCAGACCUCUUUGUGGCCAAGCGCAACGAUCCUGCCUCAGCAACGGCGACAGAACCAGACCUUUUCACCUCCCAGCCUACGAAUCCAGGCGCACCAGCCGCAGAUCCCUUCAGCUCUGCGGGCAAAGACAUAGCUCAAUCAGACCCGUUCCCUCACUCGAUUAACGCCACUGGUGAUUCAGAUCCAUUUGGUUCUCAAUACACAGGCAAAGAUCCAUUUAGCACCUCUCCGCCUAGCGCUGGUCUGGCAUUGAAGGACCCCGCAGCAGCCAAUGACCCUUUCGCUCCAGGUGGUACCACAGUGAGCGCCAACUCGGACCCGGAUCCGUUUGCUGCUGUGUUUGGGAAUGAAUCAUUUGGAGGGGGCUUUGCUGACUUCAGUGCCCUGACAAAGUUGCAGUCAAACGGCGCCGAUCAGUUCGGCAUCAACAAUAAGAACCUGUUCCAAGUCGACAGCCAGCCCGCCAACACAGAAGUUCCCCCAGCCCUGCCUCCCAAAACGGGUACGCCCACUAGACCGCCACCUCCACCUCCAGGUAAGAGAGCCUCCCUCUCCAGAACCGAGUCCACAGACUCCUUCCACCGACGUGGCCACUUCCCUACGCAAACUUCGGGAGAGUUUUCCUCCUCUUUCUCCUCCUCCUCCCUGCCUGCUAAGGAUCCCGCAGCCGACCCAUUCGCCCCCUCUUCCCCUCCUCGUCAACAUGUUCAGCAAGCCGACCGAUUUGCCAGCUUUGACAAAGUGAGCAUCACCUCCUCAUCCUCUCCCUCACCGCCACCUGACUCUCAUACCCAACGGAAGAAGACAUGAUCGAGUGGGCAAAACGCGAGAGCGAGCGCGAGGAGAAAGAGCGUCUGGCCAGGCUCACCCAGCAAGAACAAGAAGACCUGGAGUUGGCCAUCGCUCUCAGCAAAUCUGAACUCUCCUGAGUGGCUUCUCCCCCUCGGCUAUCACACCCCACCCAAAAAACCUCUCUCCUCCACUUUUCCCUCACCCCGCCCCGGCACAGCACAAUGUGGCCUGUUUCAGAACCAAAGCGUCUUGGGGACCCUGUAGGACUAAUUCAGCAUGUUCUUGGACUAAAGCAAUGUUGUCCUCCGGACUGUCUUUUCCAUCCUGUUCUGAGGAUGAACGGGGAAAACGGUGAUUUUGAGAGUUAUGUCCCUUUAUGACUUACUUCAGAAUGUAACUUAUUCUAAACCUGCACUCACACUUCUAGAGCUUUAUCCACUGACCUAACGCACUACAGUCCAUUUCAGAACAGCUCUUGCUUGUUUUGUGAAGAAUAUUAGCAGUAAAAAAUGUGUCAAAGUCAUCCAACUGGAAUGUAGAAGCCAUCAUGACUGAAUGUGAUUUUUAUCUCCUUCGCCCUAGCCCUGCCCCACGCCCAAACCCGACAACAAGCAGAUGUGAAGUGCAUGCCAGGUUCUUACAAAAAAAAAAAUAUUAAACCACAUCCGGGCUGUAAGUCCAGCAUGGUUUAUCUGAGAAAAGCAUGAAACAAACGUCAUCCAAAUAAUUGUGAUAUGAAGCGAGCAUUAAGAUUCAACAGGAGUCUCUAUAUUUGCAGAUGUAAACUAAAUGUAACAUUUGAGAAACUAUAUCGUCGUUUUGCAGCAUCUUUUUAAAGACUGUCAUAACUUGAAUUUUCUUUUUUUUUUCUUUUUUUGUUUAUAAAGAUCUCAGUUAAGGGUGCACCGUCAAGGUUUGGUGUAGCGACAGUUGGGCCGUGCUCUCAAAGUCCCACUGUGUCUGCCUUUACUCAAACGCCAUGACAGAUUCCACUUGAACGCUGCUUUCCUAACUUUGUACAGCAAAAUGGAACAAAUGAAUGCGUAGAUCAUUAAAUGUACACAACUCUUCCAAGUUA